GCUCACAGAGUAAUCCAACCUCUUUUCCAUGCCUUGUUCCGUUGUGAAGUGAUGGAUUCUGGAACUUGAAAUUCCUCCACCUUCCAAAGAACCUGUGCAAACACUGAUGUCCCAGAUUCAAUCACUUCACAAUGGAAAAGCUGAAAGAGGAGUCUAAAGGAUGUUGGGAAAUGGUUCCAACAAGUCAGACUAUCAUGGUUUCCCUUCAGUCUGUGGAAUCAGAUGUAUUACGUUCUUUAUUCAACAAUCCUUCCACCAUAAAGCCUGCAGAGGUGGUGAGAUAUGGAGCGGGAUAUGUGGCCUGUGCUGUGAUUGCCAUUCUGUUCCUUAUAUUCAUGCUAGUGUUUGGGAUCAUUUACUGCGUAUUCCAGUGCCGUGGGGAGAGAAUCUUCAAAAGGUGUGAGGGAAUGUUCUGUCAUAGAGUUCCAGUGUUCCUGCUUCUAUUCCUCACCUGCACUGUUUUAUUGGCUGGAGUUAUCUGUACAUUCUGUCUAAACCAGAAGGUCCAAGAAGAGUUUGCUCCAGGGGUCUAUGAAGUCACUGACAGUCUGCAGAGGUUCCGCAGCUCCAUAGAUAACCUUCCCCUGGUUCUUGAAAAGAUUUCAUCUGAUUUCUCCAUCCCUAAACAGAAGGUUUUAGAUGAAUUACAAAGCUUUGGUCCAGAUAUUAACAGAACUCUGAGUGCCAAGCUUAAUCAAGAAAUUUAUCCUCUCUUGCAAGAUUCUUACCAGACAGCCAAACAACUGAAGGAAGCGGCGCAGGCUGUAGUUGACGUCAACGUGGCCGUGAAGCUCCUGCAGAAAAGCCAGAGCAAACUGGUGGCUGAACUGAGCAGCCAUAGGCAGAACUUGGAGAGGACUUUAUCUGAUACCCAAUGUAAAGAAUGCAAGGAAGCUGCAGCCAUCGUGCCGCAACUGCAACAGACUGCGAAUUAUAGCCAGAUCCCAUCUUUGGAUGAUUAUGUGAAAAAAUUAACACAAGUGAGGAAAAUCAACCUGACUGGAAUAUUUCUGCAGGGAAUUCGACUUUUCAAUGAAAUGCCACAAUUCGUGAUCACACAGGCUUCCAAAAGUAUUAGCGAAACAAAAAAAGCAUUGGAUACCAUUGAGGGAAAAAUUAACUCUUUGAUAAGCAGCGUCCCCAUUCAGCAAUACACUGAGCCCAUACACAAGGCCUUGCUGGAAGCUGAAGAAAAGAGUGCUGUGUAUGGCAAGGAGGCAGAACGUUAUGAGUAUUACAGGUGGGUUAUUGGAAUCACUCUGUGCUGUGUGCUCCUCCUAAUUACCAUUUGUACUUUCCUCGGCCUGCUGCUCGGAGUUUGGUACCUAUAUCUACAGCAGGAUGGUGUUAGUUCCAAUCUUAGACAGACAGGGUAUUUGCUGCUUAAAGGAGAAGUGUAUGUGUCUUUCUGCUUCUCCUGGCUGCUCAUAAUCCUUGUGUAUGUCACUUUCCUGGUUGGAGGAAAUGUGCAGACACUGCUGUGUGAACCCUGGGCCAAUGGCGAAAUAUAUAGCUUUUUGGAUGACCCUAAUAAUUUGCCUCCCAGUGUAAGUUUGAGUAACCGCCUUGGACUUAGAGAAGAUGUUAACAUCAGCUAUAUGUAUCAACUGUGCAAAGAAGGAGCUCCGAUUUGGGAUGUGCUUCAAGUGGAUGACCCCACUGGUAUGUUGCAGUCUAUCAACAUCACCCAGUACACAGCUGAAAUCCAGAACAAGGUCAACAACUUCACAGUGGAUCUCUCCGGGCUGACAAUUAUGACCAUCAUUGCAAUAAAGACGCUGUAUGAGUACAGCCACAGUGGGAUAGAGAAAGUGCCUUAUGACGCCAUGCUGGCACAGAUUCAGCCUCCUCUCGUGACAUUGGAUCUUGGCCACCUUGCAUCAAUGUUGAAAAGUCUUGCAACUGUGCAGAACAACGAUACUAUAAGGACACAGCUACAGAAUGAAGCCAAUGCCUUGGGAGGAAUACAGAAUGGCACUGUGCGAGAACAAAACGUUCACUUGAGUAAACUAAAUGACAGUCUGCACUCUUUGGCUGAACAUCUCCCUAAUAUGCAGGCUAAUAUUAACCAUACCAUAGAGAAUAUCCGUUCCCUACAAGACACGCUGAUUGGCGGUAUCAUCCAGCUGCUUAAAAAUGAAAGUACCUGCCUUCUCAGGAAAGCCAUAGCGCACUUUACUCAGUAUCUGGAUUGGGUAACAAAAUUGAUAACAGAAGAUGUCUCCUCCUGCCAGUCAGUGCCUCGGACUCUGGAUAACAUACACACUGUGGUGUGUGACAAUAUAACCAAUCCCUGGAAUGGUUUCUGGUUUUGCCUUGCCUGGUGCACAUUCUUCCUAAUCCCCAAUAUCCUUUUGAGUAUAAAGUCCGUGGAGCAUUUCUCCCUUCUCAAACCCAUAUCAAGUCACUCCCGUCUGGAAGAAGAGAACCCCUUUCCCUUAACUGGAAAGAGCCAUCCUUUUGCUGUUCAAAGUAUAAGGACCAGUGAAAUACUGUGAAGAUUUGUAUUGCCGGAGGGAUUUACACUGCUGCUUUGGGACCUUCUGAAACCAAUGGGCCUGGUUAAGAGUAACUUUAAUGCCACAGAGAGUACUUGAAGUGUUCUGUUGGUUCUGUAAGCUGUCAACAGUCAACAUCUUUGUGAAGGGCAGUCCACUUCAAAUAGAAAUGUAACUGGUGCUUUGUUAGGGGUGACUUUUAUGAUUACAGAGUACAACAAAGUGGUGCUGUAAGUUUAACAACAACUGAAGGGUCUCCAUUUAGGUGCUAGUUAUAAAGUGUCCGGCAAUGAGCAAUGACAGAAGUGCCUAUUUAUAAAUGCUCCAAAAGUUUCUAUUGUUUGCAGAUGAAAUUCAAAUUGUUACUGAUGUACUAAUAGAAGUUUGGCCAAAG
Molecule: messenger RNA, 2892 nt
Organism: Xenopus tropicalis (tropical clawed frog)
Lineage: Eukaryota; Metazoa; Chordata; Amphibia; Anura; Pipidae
Gene: prom2
Product: prominin 2
Exons: 23
Coding region: 132-2498 (788 amino acids)
Cellular component (GO): microvillus membrane; membrane
Source: RefSeq, marked provisional